AUGCCCAGUCCACAGUCAGAGUUGCUAGACCCCUUCGUCGCGAAUACCAGCAAUAUCACGAGCCCCAGCAAUUCGCCCUAUAGAGCAUCACGUCGCUCGAAUACCCCGGCUUCGCUGUCAUCAGAUACGGAUGCCAUUGCGUCCUCUUCUAGAGCGACAGUCGUCAAACCUCCAAAGGUCCGGAAGACCAUCAACAGCUCAAGGAACAAAUCCGAUGUUUCAAAGCAAAACAAAGGCCAGAAAACCAAGGGAAAACCAGCACUCAUUACGCCUCUAGAGUAUGCGCAGAAGUUGCAGUUGAAUUCUGACUUGGCAAAGAAACGCAAAAGCGAUUACCUCAAGAGCAAGCGAAUAUUUUAUAUCGGUGGGGACAUGCAGUAUGCGAGCACCAAUACGCGCGGCCGUAUGGACUACAUCGUCAAGCAUGGUGGUACCUUGGUACCAUCGUACGAUCCCGCCAUCGUAACUCACAUCGUGACAGAUGCGAUGACUCGCCCGACACUGAAAGCCCUCGGAUUAAAAUCAUUAAAAGAGAUCCCUGACCAUAUCCCAACAGUCACUUGGACUUGGGUGAUAUCGGGCUACGGUCGUUCUGGCUACAACAAGGCCAAGCACGACGAGGAAGCAAAUACUACGAAAGGCAAGGCUAAGGCCACAGAUGAUGACGAAAGCGUUCUCGAUUUCGAAUUUCUACACGCGGCAUUCCCUGAACGCAUCGAUGCCGGUAGAAGUUGGCAGAAGGGAAAACAGGGAAAACAGGCCCAAGCAACGGGUGAAGUAAGCGCCUCUGCGAAUGACCCUGCUGGAGAUUUUAAUAAACAAACCCAAAAUUCACGACCCCCAGCGCCACAGCUAAUCGUUCUUCCUCCUGCACCCCUUACUUUCCUUCCCACGGGAAAAGCUUCCAGCACUGCCCACCAUAACGAUAAGCAACGCAGUCACGUCGAUAACCCACAAUAUAACACAGAUCCUCUUGCCGAGUUCUACGAGAAGGCGAAGGCAGAGCGAAAUACAGCUAGAGAUCUUGGACAGAGCGAGCCAGAUGAGAGCGAUGAUGAAGAAAAGUUUUCGAAACCAGCUCAUGUUCCUCGGCGCGGUUUUACAUGUGAUCGAAAGGAACCUCAGCAGCGCGAAUGUGCGAAUCAAGAUAUCAUCGAUAAGUUAGAAGAGCUUAUGGAAUUGCACAAGGCAAAACUUGGCGAUGAAGAUCGUUGGCGAGUGUACAGCUACUCAAAAUGUAUUCGCGCCUUGCGUAAUUAUCCCAAGAAAAUCAAGUCAUUUAAUGAGGCCCGAUCAAUCAACGGUGUCGGCGAGAAGACUGCCCGAAAGAUUAUGGAAAUUAUCGAAACCGGCGAUUUGAGACGCAUUGGAUAUGAAAAAACGGAUGAUGUCGAAGCAAUUAACUUAUUUCAGGGGAUAUAUGGCGUUGGCCGACAAAUAGCUUCGAUGUGGUACAAUAAUGGAUGCCGGACGCUGGACGAUGUUCGAGCUCGCAAAGGUGGCAUUAAGUUGUCUCACGUACAAGAGAUUGGGUUACGAUUCUACGAUGAUAUCAAUGCUAGAAUGCCACGCAGUGAAGCGGAGAGUAUCUUCAACUUAAUCAAACCGAUUGCUCUUGAGCUCGACGAGCACCUUUACAUUGAUAUCAUGGGCAGUUUCAGAAGGGGCAAAGCUACUUGUGGCGACAUUGAUAUCCUAAUCACUCGACCAACCUCAGAUGGGACGACACAUGCAGGUCUUCUUCCCGAGCUGCUCGCUCGUCUGCGUGCCACAAGGAUCUUGACAGAGGACUUGGCUUUGCCUGAUGAUUUUUCCGCUCUGGAAUUAUGUUAUCGUGGAUUGUGCAAGCUUCCCGAAUCAGAUGCCAAGCGUCGGCGCAUCGAUAUCUUAUGUGUUCCGUGGGAGAACAGAGGAGCAGCCCUCCUUUACUACACGGGUGACGAUAUUUUCAAUCGGGCCAUGAGAAUGAAGGCGAACGUCCUUGGAUAUUCUCUGAACCAACGCGGUUUGUAUGCAGGCGUCGUUCGAGACCCCCGAAACAGACGUAUCAAGGUUUCCGCAGGUAACAUUGUUGCAUCUGAGACAGAAGAGGAAAUAUUCAAGAUCCUAGGAGUGCCAUGGCAAGAGCCGCAUGAACGUGUACGGGGUUGA
Molecule: messenger RNA, 2151 nt
Organism: Suillus paluster
Lineage: Eukaryota; Fungi; Basidiomycota; Agaricomycetes; Boletales; Suillaceae
Exons: 17
Coding region: 1-2151 (716 amino acids)
Biological process (GO): double-strand break repair via nonhomologous end joining
Cellular component (GO): nucleus
Molecular function (GO): DNA-directed DNA polymerase activity; DNA binding
Source: RefSeq, a predicted model, not a curated record